AUGAAGGUGGAAAGCAUCAUUACCAGACGCUGCCUACUUUCUCCCAAAAUGAUCAUAUGUGUUGAGCAUCAUGAUGCCAGUAAUUCACAGAGGGAUUUGACUUCAGUCCACCGAGGUCCAGUUUAUAUAAAAAUAACUGAAAUCGUCAGUGUGAUAUGA
Messenger RNA from Nezara viridula (southern green stink bug), 159 nucleotides. Lineage: Eukaryota; Metazoa; Arthropoda; Insecta; Hemiptera; Pentatomidae. The record is from the annotation of a GenBank genome assembly.